This is a messenger RNA of Adineta steineri, 1542 nucleotides long. NCBI's taxonomy places the organism in Eukaryota, Metazoa, Rotifera, Eurotatoria, Adinetida, Adinetidae. The record is from the annotation of a GenBank genome assembly.
AUGGAUUUAUCAUCUUCACGAAUUUUAACAGCAUCAUCAAUUGCAAAUACAUCAUCAGGUGCUAUUAUAAUACCGGCUGUAAAAAAUUCUUCAUCAUUAAAUAAAAAUUCUUUAAAUCCAAUACGUAUUGGUGAUGCAGCUUUUCAAAAAAUGCGUACAAUAACAACAACACCACCUAUAACAUCAUCAAUACAUGAUUCAUCUGAUCAACAACCAGCUGUUUUUAUUAUGAAUAAUAUGAAAACUGAACCUCAACAACCACAACGAACAAUAACUGUUAAUCGUCUUUUGUUUUCAAAUAAUAAUAAUAACACUAAUAAUAUAAAUACGACGAAUACACCUACAUCAACAACAAUUGUCAAUGGACAAAAUGCAAUUAAUUUAGCAACACUUGUUAAUAGUUUAAAUACAUUAAAUCAAAUGGCAUUAUUACAAUCAACAAAUAAUUCAACACCAACACAAAAUAGCAUUGCUAAACUUCUUGAAACACCAAUUUUAUCAACAACAAAUGUUAUUCAACGUCCACAAGCAACACUUGUACCAGCUGUUACACAUCAUGUUUCAUCAUCAGCAAAUAAAGAAAAUGAAAAUACUCCUCCUUCACAAACACGAAUUUCAACCGUUCGUUCAACACCUGGUUUACCAACUUCAGUUCAAUCUCCAUCUGCAACAGGUCCAAUACAAAAUGAAGCUUUUUUUGCUAAAACAAAAGUUUUAGUUGAACUUUUAACAUCACCAAGUACUCAACCACCAUCAAACUUUGGUUCAUCAUUAAUCGAACCACAAACUCAAACACCAUAUUCAGAUGCAACACGUACACGAUCAAAAAAACGUAUUAAUCGUGUUAAACGACCUAUGAAUGCAUUUAUGGUAUUUUCACAAUUAGAACGUCGAAAAAUAGUUCAAUUAGCACCCGAUAUGCAUAAUGCUGAAAUAUCAAAAUAUUUAGGUGCACGUUGGAAACGUUUAUCAGAAAUUGAACGACGUCCAUUUAUUGAUGAAGCUGAACGAUUAAAAAUGUUACAUUUACGUGAAUAUCCUGAUUAUAAAUAUAAACCACGUAAGCGUGCUAAAAAAGGUUCAUCACCACCAACAAAUUCAUCCAUUCCACAUAUGUCAUCACCUAUGGAUACAACUGAUGCAUCAUCAGAUGAUUGUACAUCAAAAACAUCAAUUUUACCUGGAAUGAAUCGUUUAGAAGAAAAUCUUUCAACAUCAAUGGAAAAUGAUUUUGAUGAUAAUUCUUCUUCAGCAUUACUUUCAAAUACACUUGCGUCAUUAAUAGAUCCAAAAUUAGGUCUAUUUCCAAAUACAAAUUUUGAUGAUCCAUCACUUUUUUCAUCAUCAUUACCAAUAAAUACAGGAUGUGGAGGAGGAGCAUCAUCAUCAUCAUCAUCACAACAAAUCGAUCCACUCUUACUUGAUGCACUUGCUUCGGCUGAUCCUCAAACUCAAGAAGCGUUUUUUAAUCAAUUACAAAUGCUUGGUGAUUUUAAACUAUGGGCUGAUCUGGAUUUAUCAAAUAGUGAUCCAACUUUAUAA